This is a messenger RNA of Exophiala aquamarina CBS 119918, 588 nucleotides long. RefSeq lists its product as uncharacterized. The annotation marks the transcript as partial. The record is from RefSeq and is a predicted model, not a curated record. NCBI's taxonomy places the organism in Eukaryota, Fungi, Ascomycota, Eurotiomycetes, Chaetothyriales, Herpotrichiellaceae. The transcript has 3 exons.
AAUCGAUUCAUGUACUCCGACGGCGGAGCAAAUACGUGGGAGCAGCUGAGACUCUCUGGAGAAGCGCCGAUUAAAGAACUGGUAGGUCAGCUGGGUGCAGGCCCCAAACCGCCCCUGAGCCUACUAGGGUUCCAGAUGUUGGGUCAGCAGAGAAUCGAAUAUCGCCAACGGUACAGGGAAUACUGGAAUUCCACGAUCGAACAGACCGGAACUGGAAGGGCCGCAGAUGCGUUCAUCAUGCCAGUUGCUCCCCACGCCGCCGUGAUCCCGGGUAAUUAUUACUACUACGGCUACUCCGACGUCAUCAACUUGCUCGACUACACCAGCAUCGUCAUUCCUGUCACCAAAGCAGACAGAAGCUUAGACGAAGCUGAAAAGCACUACAUUCCGUUGAAUAAAACGGACAAGAUGAACUGGGAAGCAUACAAUGCGGACGCGUACGAUGGAGCACCAGUAGGCAUCCAGAUCGUCGCACGGCAAUUCCAAGAAGAAAGGUGCCUCAGACUCGCCGGAGAGAUUGUUGCAGCCCUCAAAGCCGAGAAUAUUGAUUGCUUCGCCGUCGUGCCCGAAAUGGCCAAUCCAGGGUGA